GAAAAAUCCACUCUUUGAAGUGGGAAGUGGGAAGUGGGGAAUCAUCUAGAACCCAUCCUCAUUGUCUUUUAAGCCCUAGUCCUCUACUUACCAGUUACCAUCUACCCUCGGCACAUUUUAUCUGCGCCUACCCUUAUCUUAUUCUCUGCCUCUGCAAAGAAACCCACCAAAAACCCAUCCUCCGUUUUCAAUCUUCACGAGAUAAUGGCCUCAGCCAAUGCCAUCUCCACAACCUCCAUCCUCUCUGCAUCUUCGAAACAAUUGGGUUUGAAGAAUAGGAGAGUGACCCAAUUCCAGAAGUGUGGCCAGAAACAGAACAAGAACCGGUUUGUGGUGAGGGCUAAUGCUAAGGAUAUCGCUUUUGACCAGAAGUCAAGGUCUGCUAUGCAAACAGGCAUUGACAAGCUUGCGGACGCUGUAGGCCUUACUCUCGGUCCCAGGGGCAAUGAUAUGUUGGUGGGUGCUGAAAAUCUGCUUUUUGGUCAUAAUAAUGUAGGAAGGAAUGUAGUGUUGGAUGAGUUUGGUGCCCCGAAAGUGGUGAAUGACGGAGUGACUAUUGCAAGGGCCAUUGAGUUGCCUGAUGCCAUGGAAAAUGCUGGUGCUGCAUUGAUUAGAGAGGUUGCGAGCAAGACUAAUGAUUCUGCUGGUGAUGGGACCACUACAGCUUCAGUGCUUGCUCGAGAAAUUAUAAAGCUUGGUCUUUUAAGUGUGACCUCGGGUGCUAACCCAGUUGCAGUGAAAAAGGGCAUUGACAAAACCGUGCAGGGUUUGGUCAGUGAGCUUGAAAAGAAAGCUAGGCCAAUCAAGGGCCGCGAUGACAUCAAAGCUAUUGCAUCAAUUUCUGCGGGCAAUGACGAGAGCAUUGGGACAAUGAUUGCUGAUGCAGUUGACAAAGUGGGGCCGGAUGGUGUAUUAUCCAUUGAGUCAUCAUCUUCCUUUGAGACAACUGUCGAUGUUGAAGAAGGAAUGGAGAUCGACCGAGGAUACAUCUCCCCACAAUUUGUGACCAACCCUGAGAAAUUGAUUGUUGAGUUCGAGAAUGCAAAAGUAUUAGUGACUGACCAGAAGAUUUCGGCUAUCAAAGACGUUAUUCCCCUGUUAGAGAAAACCACUCAGUUGAGGGCACCUUUACUUAUCAUCGCAGAAGAUGUAACUGGAGAGGCAUUGGCUACUCUUGUUGUGAACAAACUCAGAGGUGUCUUGAAUGUGGCUGCAAUCAAAGCACCUGGUUUUGGAGAACGAAGGAAAGCCCUUCUUCAAGAUAUCGCCAUUGUUACAGGAGCCGAGUAUCAAGCCUCUGAUUUGGGUCUGCUUGUGGAGAACACUGAUGUUGACCAGUUGGGAACUGCAAGAAAAAUAACAAUAAGCAAGGACUCAACUACUAUCAUAGCUGAUGCUGCAUCAAAGGACGAGCUACAAGCUAGGGUUGCUCAGCUGAAAAAGGAAUUAGCUGAGACAGACUCGAUUUAUGACUCUGAGAAACUAGCAGAGAGAAUUGCAAAAUUGUCUGGUGGUGUUGCUGUUAUCAAAGUUGGUGCUGCAACAGAGACGGAGCUCGAGGACCGUAAGCUUCGAAUUGAGGAUGCAAAAAAUGCGACUUUUGCUGCGAUUGAGGAAGGCAUCGUGCCAGGUGGCGGGGCCGCAUUUGUUCACCUCUCUGCCCAUGUGCCCGCCAUUAAGGACAAACUUGAAGAUGCAGAGGAGCAACUGGGUGCUGAUAUUAUCCAAAAGGCUCUUGUAGGACCAGCAGCUCUGAUAGCCCAAAAUGCUGGAGUUGAGGGUGAAGUUGUUGUGGAGAAAGUGAAGGCCAGCGAGUGGGAAUUCGGCUACAAUGCAAUGACGGACUCGUACGAGAAUCUAGUUGAGGCUGGCGUGAUCGACCCAGCUAAGGUCACAAGGUGUGCCCUGCAAAAUGCAGCUUCGGUAGCUGGUAUGGUUCUCACUACACAGGCCAUAGUUGUUGAGAAGCCCAAGCCCAAGACGCCUGUGGCUGCUGGGCCUGGGGCCCAGCCAGGCAUGGGAAGUUAUUCUGUGUGAUCAACUGAAUGGUAAUGGAGUACUCUGAUUUUCUUAUGGGAUUAGGCGUGACUGAGAUGAUGGAGUUUUAGGAUUGGAUUUUGAGUGAUGGUUUACUUUGUUUGUGUGCGUGCUCUGAUUGAGGGGUGGUGAGAGGCAAAGGCCAGACGAUUAUUUGGCUACCUGUUGUUUGGAUACUACCCAUUUUGUUUGAAUUUGUUAAAUGUUAAGUAGUGCCCUUGUGAGGAUGAUGGAAAGGGAACCGCUGAAAUAAACAGAAGUCGCAUGGUGAAAGAAAUUGAAUUUUAGCAGCGCAAAUACGAGGUGAAAAUGACAGUAAAAUAAUUUUUAUUAUUAUUAUAUAUAUUUAUUUAUAAUUUAGGGCGAGGAAAAUAUAAGGAUGAAAAUUAUGUGCGUGACAGGACCCAACAGUUCUGGAUCACAUCAAAAGGUUUAAUGGUUUGAUAUCUUCUUCAAGAUGUUAAGGUGUAGAUUGUUGUUCUAACAUUUAGAUAGUUGGGUUUUCCAUAUUGAAGUCAAGAUGCCGACGAGAUUGCAUUAGCAUAUCUCGACAAACAUGAUCGACUUUGGUCCUUAGCUUGAUUAUUAUUAUAUUUUAGUUAGUUUAUGUUUCUUUAUGUUGUGUGUGGGCUUUUAUUAUGUGGUAUUGGACUUGUUGUGUUGCGCUUCUAAUUAAUAGUGAUUAGGACUUGGAUGUAUUAUUUAUAAAUAGUUGUGUAUCCGUGAACGGGGGAGUUAUCAGAUUUUAUGAAUUGAAUAAGAAAAGAAAAGAAAGUCGAUUUCUUUUACAGAGAAGAGAACUUCUCUCUACACAUUCAAUCUUCCAUCACCUA
Messenger RNA from Striga asiatica, 2870 nucleotides. Lineage: Eukaryota; Viridiplantae; Streptophyta; Magnoliopsida; Lamiales; Orobanchaceae. The record is from the annotation of a GenBank genome assembly.